ACCUAAGGUAUUUAACCUGUGACCGUGUGGAACGUCUGGUUUACUAUAUGUGUACGGAUAUUUCUUAUUUCACGGUGAGCAUUGGACGCUACCAAGAUGGCGGUGGUUAAUGGCAGCACGAUGUACUCGUGCAGCGUGUUCUACAUCGGUAAUGGGGCGCCCGCCAAGGACAAGAAAGGCAUCGAAGCACUGCAAGCCCCUCUCAUUGACAUGUACCGAGGAAAUGUUUCCAACGUGGAUGGAUUAGAGGUUACGGUAACGGUGAUGCCGGACGCCGUACACGUCAGAUACGCAAAUGACACCAAGCCGGAAUUUAUACUACCGAUCUCGACCUUAUCCAUCUGCGCAGCCGUCCGUUGUGUGGAGAGCCACGGAGACUUCGGAAACAUGAAGUUUGUCCCAGUUCAAUCCGUUAUCAUUGCGAAUGAGCCGGACUCGGAACAUCCAGCGAUCUUUGCGACAGUGAUGCGAGGUCACAUGGAUGACGGCGAUGCGUUGCUGUGUCACGCGUUCAUUUGCAAAUCAACUCGGGACGCGUUGCACCUAGUAAACGCUACACAGACAGCUCAUUCCGCUUACAAAAGCGGCUACAGCCCCACUGGCGCUAUGAACUUUUUUAUCGACCAGUCGACUGAAUUCGACCAGACGCGCUUCACACAGUCUGCCGAUACCCGGAAAGAGGACACAAACAAAAUUUACAUGUACCAGGAAGACUUCGACACUCGUCAGUACAACACUGAUUCAAAAACCUACGUUUCACGUCUGGAUGACGUCCACAUGGGGCGCACUGCUACUAGUAUGCGCUCGUACAAUACGGGAAACUUCGGUGUCGGUGCUGAAAGACAAAAUACGUUUUACAUAAAGGCCGGCGACUACCGUCAACCAUCACCGCCACCAGUUGUGGAGUCCGAGACCGUUAUUGUUAGGGCGGACGCCGAAAUACAACGCGCCCUUAUUCCGCAGCAGACGAUCGUUAUUGAUAAACCGGUCAUUGCCCCUCAAAAGCCAAUUGAAAUUCCCAAACCCAGGAUCAUUGAAAGACCUGUCAUGAUUGAACCUCCAGAACCGCCAAAGAUGGAGCGUCAAACAAUUUACGUCGACAAACCGGUCUUUAGGGAGAUGAAGUGGCCGGAACCCCCUCAGCCUCAGAUAAUUGAGCGACCAGUUUACAUAGAUCCACCUGCGCCGCCGAGACAGGAAAGACAGAAAAUUGUUGUAGACAAGCCGAUUGUUAAGGAGUAUCCGAAACCACCCACACCUCCACCGCCAAUGAUUGAGGAGAAUCCGAUCUACAUUGACCCACCUGAGUGGCCACGCCAGGUUCCACAGAAGAUCAUAGUUGAUAAGCCAGUUGUUAGACCGAUAGGCCCUGCGCCCCAGCCACCGCCGCCGGAAAUCGAAGAGAAAAUCGUGUACAUAGAUCCACCGGAUUAUCCACCGCAACGGGCACAUAGGAUUGUUGUCGAAAAGCCCAUGUUCAAUCAACCGAAACCGGCGCCUAGACCCCCAACACCUGAAAUCGUGGAAAAGAUGGUGUACAUCGAUCCCCCAGCGUACCCAAAACAAGAAGCACAUAGAAUUGUCGUGGAGAAGCCGAUCAUUAAAGAUCCCGGUCCGCCGCCACCGGCACCUGGGCCCAUUAUCAUCGAAAAACCUGUUUACAUUGACGCUCCGAAGUAUCCUCCACAGGAGCCGCAGAGGAUAAUUGUCGAAAAGAUGGUCCUACGCGACCGUGGUCCGCCACCACCGCCUCCGAAACCUAUUAUUAUUGAGAAAAUCGUGUACAUUGAUCCCCCUCCAUGGCCGAAACAGGAGCCGCAGCGGAUCAUUGUAGAGAAACCGGUGAUCCGCCAGCGCGCUCAGCCGCCUUCCCCAAAGCCGGUUUAUGUGGAUGUUCCAGUGUCGCCAAUGCCUGAACCGCAGAGGGUCAUAGUCCAGAAACCCAUGAUGCGAACUACGUAUGGUAUAUCUGAAACGCGCCGAGAGCAGUUGGCGCAUGGCUAUCAGUACCGAUACAGGCCUGGGGUGAACGUCAGAUCAACUAACGUUGUCCGCUCGCCGUCUACGCGAAGCGGUCAGCAACGAUUCUUUAGGUCUGAUUUCGGCGAAAAGAAAGGACGUGUCGUUGAUUAUAGAAGCGACACCGCCACCGUUAACCGCCCACAUGGGACGACUCGUGACUUCCUGUCUCGGGAGAAUCAGUCCAUGAAUUGGAACGCAUUCAGGCUGAGUAUCGAUCAAUAG
Molecule: messenger RNA, 2244 nt
Organism: Mya arenaria
Lineage: Eukaryota; Metazoa; Mollusca; Bivalvia; Myida; Myidae
Product: histone-lysine N-methyltransferase SETD1B-like
Exons: 3
Coding region: 97-2244 (715 amino acids)
Source: RefSeq, a predicted model, not a curated record